AUGGAAGAAGAAAUAACAAAUCAACAAUAAACAAACCAAAAUUAAUUAAUUAAAUAAUUAGUUGAAGCAAUAGAAGAAAAUCUACGAAAUCAUUUUCCUUAAAACGCAGUCUUUUUAGCAGAAAGACUACUCGCAGAACAUGAUAAUGAAGACACAAGAAGUAUUUUAGCAGAAUGCUAUAUGGCCGAAAACAAACAUUAUAAAGUAUAUGAAAUAUUAAAAAAUUGUAAAUCUGAAAUAAAUAGAUAUAAAUUUGCUUUAGUUUGUUUAAAAUUAAAUAAGUAUUAAGAUGGGGAAAAAGCACUUUUGGAUUUUUAAAAUGAUUUUAUUUUUUCUUAAAAAAGUAAAGGAAAUAAUUUAGAAAAUAUUCCAAAUGGAGCCUAUGGCUAUUAUCUUUUAGGUUUAAUAUUUGAAGGAUAAUAAAAAUUUGCAGAAGCUAAAGAAUAAUUUAUCAAAUCUCUCGAUUUAAAUCCUACUUUAUGGGUUGCUUAUGAAAAACUAUGUAAAAUAGGAGAUUAAGAAAGCCUUCCAAUUAAAGUUUUUUGUGAAGGAAAAUAUAGAUAAUAUUUAUUAAAUAAAAAAUCACAGCCAUCUAAUAUUUUCUAAAAAGUUUUAAAUGACCCAAGACCUUUAGAAGUUUAAAGUGAAUAAGAAAUACAAAAUAUUCCAUAAAACAAAACUAAAAUGCAAGCUUAAAUUUACUAAAUGAUCAUCUAACUUUAAGGCUAAUAAGCUCCACAAGAUCCCUAAUAACAAUAGCAAUAACAAUAACUUUACUAACCUAAUAACUAGCAAUUAUUCACCUAAUUACUCCAAAACCAAUAAUAAAUUUACUCCUAAACCCAAAAAUUAAGCACAGAACAUUACUAAAAAGACUUAAUAUCCUUACUAAGGUCCUUAGGAGAGGCUUUCUAUCACAUGUCAUUAUAUAUGUGCAAAGAAGCAAUUGAUUAUUUUAAUAAACUUCCCCGAAAUCACUAUAAUACAGGUUGGGUAUUAGCAAACAUCGGGCGAUGCUAUAUGGAAAUCGUGAAGUAUUCCGAAGCCGAAAAAAUGUACGCGGAAGCUUUAAGAAUAGAGCCUUAUAGACUUGAAGGAAUCGAAUACUACUCAAGUUGUCUAUGGCAUUUAAAAAAAUAAGUCGAAUUAUGCUAUUUAGCACAAUAAGCUUUAGAAAAAUCUGUAUUUGCACCAGAAACAUGGAUUGCAGUGGGAAAUUGUUUUAGUUUAUAAAAAGAACAUGAAAAUGCUUUAAAGUUUUUCACAAGAGCAAUUUAAUUGAAUCCAUAAUCGGCCUAUGCCCAUUCUUUGUGUGGGCAUGAAUUUGUAUAUAAUGAAGACUUUGGAAAGGCAAGGAAAUCUUUUCAAAGUGCCUUAAAUUUAGAUAUGAGGAAUUAUAAUGCGUGGUGGGGGUUGGGAAAUAUACUUUAUAAAUAAGAAAAAUAUCAACGAGCAGCUGAAAGUUUUCAACAUGCUAUUAAUAUCAACCCAAAAAAUCCGGUUCUUUAUUCAUUUAUGGGAAUGACGUUGGCAGCUGAUAGGAAUUUCAAAAAAGCUUUAAGUUUCUUCGAGAUUAGUGAAAAAUUAGACCCGAAAAAUGGACUUAAUAAAUUCUAAAAAGCAAAUACUUUGGUAAAACUUGAAAAUUAUGAAGCCGCACUAAAAGAACUUGAAGAAUUAUAUAAGAUGAUGCCAAAAGAAGCACCUAUACCAAUGUUAAUGGGUAAAGUUUAUAAAAAAUUAAAAAAAACUGACAAGGCACUUAAUUAUUUCACUCUAGCUCUUGAUUUAGAAGGAAAAGAUUCUCAAAGAAUUAAAGCUUUAAUAGAAAGCUUGCAUUAAGAAAAUUAAGAUUUUGUAGAAGAUUUGGAACUGUGA
Messenger RNA from Ichthyophthirius multifiliis, 1878 nucleotides. RefSeq lists its product as hypothetical. The transcript has 5 exons. The record is from RefSeq and is a predicted model, not a curated record. Gene Ontology annotation, cellular component: anaphase-promoting complex. Lineage: Eukaryota; Ciliophora; Oligohymenophorea; Hymenostomatida. Gene Ontology annotation, molecular function: protein binding. Gene Ontology annotation, biological process: cell division.